AUCCAAGUUUCUGUCACCAUGCGCGCUUUCUCAGUAGUUCUAGCCGCCCUGUGCGCUGUUGGUGCAUCCGCCCAAUACGCUCAAUACGCCCAGGAACCGCAGUACGCUCCGAUCCCCUACCAAUUCGCCUACAAGGCCGAAUCCGCCGAAGGCUCCCACAGCCAAGAGGAGACCUCCGAUGGCAACAACCGUCGUCAAGGCUCUUACACUAUCGCUUUGGCCGAUGGACGUCAACGAACCGUGACCUACGUCGCUGAUGAGAGCGGAUUCCGUGCCGAAGUCACAACGAACGAGAUUGGAACCGAAUCCAAGGACGCUGCUGACGCGAAGUACACUUCCUCGGCCAUCACUGGGGAGCAGGCCGCCAUUCAAUACGGCGCCCAGGCUCCGCGUGAAAACGUUCGAGUGGUCCAGGCUCCUGCCCGAGUGGUCCAGGCUCCAGCCCCAGUUGUCCGAGUUGCCCCCGCACCCAUCGUCCGAGUUGCCCCCGCUCCCGUGACCAUCGUAAAGUCUGCUCCCGCCCCCAUCAUCAGGGUUGCCGCUCCCGCACCGACCAUCAUCAAAACCGUUCAGUCCGCCCCCGUCAUCAGAUACACUCAGGCUGCCCCGACCGUUGUGAGAACCAUCCAGAGCGCCCCCGUCUCCUACUCCGUAGCCCAUCACGCUCCCGUUACCUACACGGCCGCCGCUCCCCAAGUGAUCCAGGUGCACGGACACGAUGAUCACGAUCUCCACGUUGUCCACCACAAGGCUUGAGCCCGUUGAUUCUUCCCGAAAGCCAGGACGUUUGUUUCAGCCCGUGACAUGAUCCCUGGAAGACCCUAAAGACCUCAAUCUGUUCCGAAUCGCAAGCUGCAGGGAAUCUGUGAUUCAAUUUUCACCCAAAUUUAGAGCCUCCAGAAUUGACGCUCUGGGAGGAUUUUUCGAUACGGAGAAAUAAAUGA
Molecule: messenger RNA, 944 nt
Organism: Galendromus occidentalis (western predatory mite)
Lineage: Eukaryota; Metazoa; Arthropoda; Arachnida; Mesostigmata; Phytoseiidae
Product: cuticle protein 16.8
Exons: 2
Coding region: 19-756 (245 amino acids)
Cellular component (GO): extracellular matrix
Source: RefSeq, a predicted model, not a curated record